This is a messenger RNA of Heterocephalus glaber (naked mole-rat), 1416 nucleotides long. NCBI's taxonomy places the organism in Eukaryota, Metazoa, Chordata, Mammalia, Rodentia, Bathyergidae. The record is from RefSeq and is a predicted model, not a curated record.
AAAUAAAGGAUAAAGUCAGGUUCUUUCAUGUCGUUCUGUUCUGCUCUCCUUAGUAUUUUCAGUUCAUCUUGUGAUUCUCACGUUUGCCUGAGUUUGCAGCGCUGGGUCUGCAUUCCAGGCACAGAGAAGAGGGUGAGGAGCCGACCAGGGACUGCAUCCUGUUCCUUUGAUCAGGAAGCAAAGAGUCCCAGAAGCCCCUUGCCUCUUCCUCCUGCUGCUUCCGGUUUGCCAAACACUGAGAUCUACAUCUCUCCAUCUUAAACAUCUAUGGGGCAGUGUACGUCUCUCCCUGUGGGCCUCCCCUCCAUCAGCCACUUGAGCUCAGUGACAUGUCCCCACCGAGGCAGGUAAUGUGUGCCCCUCCACCCCUCUGCGGACUGCGUUACUCCCAUGUCUCCCUUCUCACUGCUUCAGUGUGCAGGAAGGCCAUACUUCAAAGCUGAGGACAGAUUUAAAGAGCUUAGUACAAACUGCACUCUGGGCCUAGGAGCGUCUCUUUUCUUCCAGGUUACAGCCGCUCCAUUUGCUGGUUCUCUGUUUCGAAGACAGCAAGAGGCAGACAAAGAGAAGAGAAGUGGCCCUGAGGAUGGGACAGGCAAGCCGUAUUCCACAAAAAAGCUUAAAGAAACAGCGAAGACCAGCCUGCGCGCCAAACCGCCCCAGUUCCCCUUCGCUGUCCACAGCCGGCCUCGGAGGGAGUGGCGUAAAGCCUCCUGGGGAGCCGUGGGAAGCGGAACGCACUGCAGCUGCAGGUACGCAGUAACCAGGUGAACACAGUUUAUUUCCCAACGCACCCUGUGACCAGCCACAUUUUUCCUUUCAGUGGUUUACAACUUUGUCGUUACUGUCAUCACUUCGGCAUUAUGCAAUAUAUGUAGAAAACAGUAUAAAAAGUAAACAGCUUAACGAAGCCCCAAGCCAGGUCUAUGGCGACGAAGACUCCCCUCUUGAAGACUGGGCCCUGCUGCCCCAGGGCCGGUGGCACUGUCUUUUGGUGCUGAGAUCACACUGAAGGCUUGGAGAAUGCUAGGCAAGAGCUCUGCCACUGAGCAGCUACAUCCCAGCCCUGGUCGUCACUUUACCUUCAUUUCCUUGCUUUCUUGCUUUUCCUAUUUGAUAAAGGUGAGGGAUUAAAGCAUUUACUCUUUUAUGACUGACAUUUAAAAAAAUCUUAAUGAAGUUACAAUUUAUUUACCAUGAAAUCUGUCUAUUGUAAGUAUAUAGCAAUAUAAUUCACUGUGUCGUUGACUAUUUUGCUCAUAUGUAUGUACACACACACACACACACACAUAUUUUUUGGUGGUACUGGGGAUUGAACCCAGCACCUCUGCACUCAGCUACAUCCUUAGUCCAUUUUGUUUUUUACUUUUUUAUUUUGAAAUGAGGUCUUGCUAAGUUGCCCAGACUGGGCUUGAA